AUGCACGUGUCACUGGCAGAAGCCUUGGAGGUCCGAGGAGGCCCACUCCAGGAGGAGGAGGUCUGGGCGGUGCUGAGUCAGAGCGCCGAGAGUCUCCAGGAGCUCUUUCACAAAGACCCCUCAGCGAUGGGUUUCAUCAUCUCCCCGUGGUCGCUCCUGCUCAUGCCCUCAGGCAACAUCUCCUUCACAGACGAGUAUGUCACCCAACAGGACCUAAAAGCCUUCACAGCCCCUGAAGUCCUUGAGGGGAACACCCUGACGUCUGUCUCUGACAUAGAGAAGAUGCACAUGUACUCUUUGGGGAUGACCCUCUUCUGGGGAGCUGACUAUGAAAUACCCCAAAGCCAGCCCAUGAAGUUGGGAGAACACCUCAACAGCCUCCUCCUCAACAUGUGCGACGAUGUCACGUUGAGUCGAAUGUCGCUGCGCACGGUGCUGGACAUCUGCAGCAAACACAUUCGAAACUCCACUUGUGACCCUCCCUUUUCUUACGUUCGGAAGCUGGUUCGCUUGGUGCUCGGAAGCCUUUCCCAGCUGGACGGUCUGCUGACUGACAGAGAGUCUCUUCCUGAGCGAAGUAAGGAAAUACGGGAGAGGCUGAGAGGGAAAGGAUUGCCUUCAGGAAGGAGUGCAGCCCCAAGGGUGCUGGAGCGCUAUCGUGCUAGGACUCAGGAACAAAGCUCUCUCAACCGGGGUCUCAGUCGCUCCAUGGGAUCCCUAUCAGUGCACAACACUGACGAAGGGGCUGCCCUCCAGUUUCCGCAGUUUGACUAUCACCCUGACUCUGAAUACACAGGGGAAAUGUGCCCCACGUUCAUCUCACUCGAUCACCAGCAGUCCUACCCCUACCUGCACCCACUUCACCCCCAGCAAAAGGGCCGACCGGUCGAACUGGACCGCAGGUCUUUACCGUUCCACAACGCAGACCUGAGAGUGGCGCAGACAAGGAAGUCCUGGGCUUCAUCCGUGGACUUGGCCUGCAUCGACCCUGAGGCUCUUCGCUUCGGAGCCUUGGAGGACGCGCGUCGAGGUAGCAGCGCGUUAAGCACGCAGACUAUCGGCAGGGUCAAAUCAGCAUUCGCAUCUAGAGAGAGGGACCCUCGCUUUUUGGAGUUUGGUGGACUGAAGAUGCGGAACACCCAUCACCUCUCUACCCCGUCAGUCGGAUCAGGCUUGGCCGGUGCUUAUGACCGAAUCAAGGAGCGACAGAGGAAGCUGCAGAUGUUACGGCAAGCGGUGGACGAACCGAAUCUCACGCACCACAGGCAUCACAGUGAUUAUAGCUCCUCCAGUGAAAGCCCCUCGGUUACCUCCUCUGAUCCUGACUACAGGCAAGGGAAGAAAACGUCUGACGCGAAACGAUUUGGCUCUCAGCUAGGACUCUCUUCAGAACAUGAUUCCCUCUCCAUCACUAGUCAUAACACACAGAGGCACAGGCAAUAUGAAGGUGCAACUGAUGAAGGUCUGUCAGGAGCUGAGCUUCUCCUCCAGAAGCAGGAAGAAGAAGUGCAGCGCCUGCAGGCUCACCUGGCCAACAGAUUAUCCCGCGCCAAUUUGUACUCCUUGGAUGAUCCCUUGGCUGCUCCUCACACAUCUUUGAUGGACCUUCAGGACCCGCUGUACACUUCACUGCCACUGCGUAGACCUAAGCAGUAUCACGGGCCAGAAUUUGUGAAGAUGGCCAGUGAGCCCAGCGUUGCACUCAACGUUUCCUCUUCCAUAAUGAAGCGUAAGGGUGAUGAAGUUCAGAGAAAGGUGGGUGUGGUGCUGCUCAACGGCCAGAAACUGGAGCUAAACUGUGACGUCAAGGCCUCGUGUAAAGACGCCUUGGAUAUGGUGAUUGCCCACGUGGGCUUGAUAGAACGCCAUCUCUUCGGCCUAGCCUACCUGAUGGAUAACGAGUUUUUCUUCGUUAAUCCUGAUGCCAAGCUGUCCAAAGUUGCGCCUGAGACAUGGAAGAAGAAACCCGACGUGCCUUUUAACCUUUUUCUCCGUAUCAAGUUUUUCGUCGAUGACGUCAACCUGAUUCAACAUGUGAUGACCAAACAUCAGUACUAUCUGCAGCUGAGGAAGGACAUUCUGGACGAGAGGAUGCGCUGCGACAUGGAAAAUGCCAUUUUGUUGGCCUCGUUGGGGCUUCAGGCAGAAUUUGGUGACUACCAGCCUGAGCUCCACGGAAAGACCUACUUCCGAGUGGAGCACUAUCUGCCUGUGUCAGUUUUGGACAAGAUAGACCAGACGACGAUAAAGGAAGAGCUGCCGAAACUUCACAGCAACUACUACGGAGCAUCUGAGUCAGAUGCAGAGUUUGAGUUCCUCAAGAUGUGCCAGAGGCUGACCGAGUACGGUGUUCAUUUCCACCGUGUCCUCCCAGAGAAGCGGUCACAGACGGGAAUCAUGCUGGGCGUCUAUACUAAAGGAGUUCUUAUUUUUGAAGUCCUGAAUGGAAAUCGAACCCCAGUGCUAAGGUUCCCCUGGAGGGAGACCAAAAAGAUUUCGUUUACAAAAAAGAAGAUUUGCCUUCAAAACACAUCUGACGGAAUCAAGCAUGUCUUCCAGACGGACAGCAACAACACGUGUCAGUAUCUGCUCCAGCUCUGCUCCGACCAUCACAAAUUUCACCAGCAGAUGAGAGCCCACCAAAGCAACCAGGAGCUCAAGGACCUCGCUAACAGCCCUUUAACUGGGUUGCAAUACUCAACUGAUCAUCCUCCUGUAGUGAGCAGAACGUUGAGCUCAGGCAGCCUGGCCACUGCGUUAUCCACACACUCCAACCCAGAGCACCUGAAGAGAAUCUCUUAUUCAGAAGUGGCCCUCAACAAGGCGCCCUCCACCUCCCUUUUGAACCACAAUCAGCUUAAUUUUCCUGGGUUCCAUCCAGCAAAGGGACCCCCUAAACCUCGGCCUAUCAGCCGUUCCCUGCACAAUCUUGGGCAGACACCAGAAGGCUCCGAGCAGGGUGCAGUGGAGCCUUAUGGCGGGGGACUGUCUCGAAUAAUACCUGGUCAGCGUGCCAGUUCAGACACGGAUUCGCUCUCGCAACAGACCAACACUCCAGCUUGGAGUCAUUUUGAGUCUAAAAGAGAAUCGGACUCUUCUUCCAUUGAAGAUGUGGGCCAGGCUUAUGUGAUGGGGGUUAGUAUGCACAAUUCCUCUGGACUACCCUCCACCCCAACCUCUACUAAUGAUUCCCUGAAGAAAAAAGUUAACGCUCUGCCAUCUCCUGAGAGGCAAAUCACAUUUGUAAACCUGAAGAAAGAUGUGAAAUAUGGCCUUGGUUUCCAGGUGGUAGCUGGGGAGAACUCCGGUCCCGCUGAUAUGGGUACCAUCAUCAGCGCCGUCACACCUGGGGGUCCUGCUGAUGUUAAUGGUUAUCUCAAACCCGGGGAUCGCCUGAUUGCUGUCAAUGACCUGAACCUGGAAGGACUUUCUCAUGCCACUGCCAUUGAAGUACUUCAGAAUGCGCCAGAUGAUGUCCUGCUAGUUGUGUCGCAGCCUAAGGAGAGUCUCUGCAAAGAGUCUUCACCUGAAGCUUCUCCAGAAAAGACCAAUUCUAUAGUGGCAGCAUUAAAGUCCACUCAACAAGAACUGGAAGUUCCUUCAACGGAUCACAGCGCAACAGUGAGAUCUAGCGCGCCGACCUCCCGCCACCAACCUUCACCCACCUUGCCUAUCCGAUUAAGUUCUCAACCCAGUCAAGACAUGAUGAGCACCAUUCCGACAAUCAUGCUGUCGCCAUCUAACCAAGUCCAAAAGUGCCUCGAUAGGGCGAAUACCAUGCCCGAGUCCCAAGAUUCAUCCCUGGAACCUCCUCCUCCGGCUUUGCCACCAAAAACCCGGAAGGCGAAACUCUUAGAAGCGCCAAAGCUUUCAGAGUAUUCUGACGGCGGGGAUUCAGACUUGGAAGAUGAGAGUCAGUCCAAAAGUCAAGAGAAACUAAUAGUCAAUAAGGACUACCACAGGGAACAAUUAAAUGGUAAUGCCUCAGGUGUCAGUAGCCUCCGGCCCGGAGAGUUAUUUGACAUUGUGCUGUCCAAAAAAGACAGCAGCCUGGGCAUAAGUGUCACGGUACUGUUCGGCAAGGGAGGAGUGAACACGACCAUUCAGCAUGGCGGCAUUUAUGUGAAGGCCAUCCUUCCACAAGGAGCUGCUGAUCUUGAUGGAAGGAUACAUAGAGGGGACCGUGUAGUUGCGGUCAACGGAAAGUCACUUGAGGGUGCCUCUCAUCAGCAGGCAGUUGACGUGCUUAGAGACACUGGGCAGACGGUGAAUUUGUUGCUCGAGAGGGGUUAUCCUCCUACAGAAACGAUCCAUGCUCCAGUUACUCCUCAGUGCACACCGCUGCACUCCUUUAAUCACAGCACAAGAGAACCAACCAAGAAAAAAGACACAUCUCGGAAGCUCAAAGAAAAGCUGGAGUACUGCUUUUUAACGCCGGACAAUGUAUUUGAUGUUCGCCUGGUGAAGAACGCCUCAGGACUGGGUUUCAGCUUCAGUCGGGAGGAGUACAUCACAGACGAGGCUCCGGGGUCCAGUAUGGUACGCGUGAAGAAGCUGUUCCCCGGCCAGCCGGCUGCCGAGAGCGGCCGCAUCAACGUGGGCGACGUCAUCAUGCGCGUUAAUCAAACGCACCUCAAAGGACUUUCGCAGCAUGAGGUAAUAUCAGCUUUGCGAGGGACAGGACAGGAAGUAACGUUACGUCUCUGUAGACCGGAAAGGGGUGUUCUUCCAGAGAUGGACUCCUCAAUUUUGACACCCAACCCAUCUCCCCGCAAAGAGCUGCUCACACCACCAAAGCCUGAUCUGCCAAGGACCAAAUCUUGUCCUCCGCAGGAUGACAAAAGAAGUCUAAGCAGCGUGGCAGAAGCCCUGGAGAGACUUCGGCUCAAAUCCAACGACAGUGCCGAGGACUCGCUGGAGGCGCCGAGUCUUAAAUACGCCAACAGCGCAGAAAACCUCCUGGACAGACUCCAGGUUAAAAGCCCCGGCCAGCGCAACAGCUACAGCGACAGCACGGACGGUGAUGAAGAAGUGGAGGAGGCGUUUAGCCCAAGCGCCUUGGAGCACAGCGGGCAGACAUGGGAGCGCACAGUCUACCAGACCCCCAGUGCUGGCAGCCUGGGAGUUGGAUCCCACGACAGCAGUGGGCAGCUGGAGGAAAGCAUCAACUCUGGCUUCUACUCACCACAAAUGGUCAUUACCAGACUACAACAAAGCAAGAGGAAUCAAGAAUCUAUACUGCGCCAGGCAUCGUCCCAGACAGCACCGAGUCCAGAUCCCCUUCCUCCUCCUCUUCCUAUGCCUUUAAAUCUCUCUAUGCCAUCAAACGGACCAGAGAUGGAGGAACUUGUCCCGGAAGUGGAGCUGAAGGUCUCGCUCAUGAAGUCCGAAAAGGGCAGCCUGGGCUUCACGCUGACCAAAGGCAGCGAUCAUGGUUGUUACAUCCAUGACAUUGUUCAAGAUCCAGCCAAAAGCGACGGACGGCUCAGGCCGGGUGACAGAAUGAUUAAGGUGAACCAAACGGAUGUGAGCAACAUGGGCCACACCGAGGUGGUCGACUUAGUGCGUGCAGAGCCUCGGCUGGUAGAAUUGGUAGUAGGCAGGGUAUUGGAUGGACCAAAACAGUACAUUGAUGCUCACCUGCUGCCAGACAUCUGCUUCAAAGACAGCAACAGACCACUUGGUUUGGUGCUGGACGGCGGUCAGGACAGCGUGUAUGGUGUCGUGUUUGUGAAAGACGUCCUCGCUGGAUCGGCGGCUUUUGAAGAAGGCAGCCUGAGACCACUGGACCUCAUCCAUUACAUUAACGGCGCGCCUACUCAGGACCUCACCCUCAGCGAAAGUGCUAGACUGCUAGAACUUUCUCGCGGCAACCUGACCCUCAAAGCCACAAGGGAUGGUAAGCCUGUUUUUCCAGGGGAAAAUGUGUCUUCUCUCAACACCAACAUUGGCUCCAACGUAUCAGCUAGCAUUAAUGGGUUCCUCACAGCAGAAGAUCCAAUGGAGACAGAGUUCUUCACAGCGCUGUCUUCUUUAGAGGAGGAGGUGAUCAAAUUAGAGCUGGAGAAGCCUCAAUCGGGAGGUCUCGGUUUCUCCGUUAUCGGGGGUGAGCGAGGGAUCUUCGUCAAAUCCAUCACAGCGGGCGGAGUGGCCGAGGCCUCGGGCCAGUUGCAAGUGGGCGACAGACUGCUGAAAGUGAAUGAGGAGCCAAUGACGGGCGUCUCGCACACCAAAGCUGUAACCACCAUUCGAAAAGCCAGAGGUUUGGUAUCCCUGAUGGUUUCCAGACCACCUGAUCAAAACCCCAACACCUACUUGGCCUAUCUGCCCAUCAGUGCUGAUAAAUGCAAUGGAAACGCAGAUCUUAGUGAGGAUAGCGGCGUGAAGACUAAGCUGUGUAGUCCUCAUAACAUCGUGAAAUCUGGCGGCCCACCAUUACCGCCACCCGACUAUGACGAAGGUUCCCACCAUCCCAAAAGGGAGCACAGCGCGGAACUCUCCGAGGACACGGACUACGAUGGCUCUUCGUUACCUGAAGACUCGCCUGAGAGUUCCCGGAAAGUUGAAUGGAUGGAGGAGAGUGUGGACGCCCCGAGCAAUGAAAAUUAUCUGCAAAUGGGCGCCGGUCAGCCAGAAGAUGAUGACGUCAUCACGUGGGGGAGCGAUGAAUUACCCAGUGAAAAUAACUCCAAACUGAGAAAAGCUGGACCUAUCAUCACCGAGAACGAGCUGACCUCCUUGCCACUGGUGGAGGUCAUCCCCGACGGCCAGUACACGGGUGUCAAGCUCAACGGCGUUGUUCGCAUGAUGAAGGGACUUUUGGACCAGAAAGUCCCUCAGCAGGAGUUUGAGAAUCUUCAAAAUCUUCAACCCCUGGAUGACUGUUUGGUGGGCCAGACGAAGGAGAACAAGAGGAAGAACCGCUACAAGAAUAUUGUCCCUUUCGACACGACACGAGUGGUGCUCGGCACAAACGGCGGCUACAUCAACGCCAACCACAUCAACAUGCCCGUGAAGGAUGAGAACUUUACAUACAUCGCCUGCCAGGGACCUUUGCCCACCACCAUGGGCGAUUUCUGGCAGAUGGUAUUGGAGCAAAAGGCCAACGUGGUCGCCAUGAUGACGCAGGAGAUCGAGGGCGGCAAGGUCAAGUGCCAACGCUACUGGCCCGAUUCGCCGGGCAGCACCGAGAUGGUGGACGAGCGUCUGCAGAUCAAGCUGGUGAAAGAUCAAUACCUGGAUCACUUUGUUAUACGACUCAUGGAGGUCAAAGACGUGACGACGGACGAAACUCAGCUGGUGACGCACCUGAACUACACGGGCUGGCCCGACCACGGGACGCCGUCGGAGCCUGAGCAGCUGCUCACCUUUAUCUCAUACAUGAGGCACGCGCAUCGCUCUGGUCCCAUCAUCACGCACUGCAGCGCCGGCAUCGGCCGCUCUGGAACGCUCAUUUGCAUUGACGUCGUCCUCGGUCUCAUCAGCAAAGACGCAGAUUUCGACAUAUCGGAUGUGGUACGAAACAUGAGACUUCAGCGAAAGGGAAUGGUCCAGACAGAGGACCAGUAUAUCUUCUGUUACCGGGUUAUCCAUUACGUGCUGGAAUGCCUUCAAGACGAGAAAAACAUCUCAGGAUAG
Messenger RNA from Nerophis lumbriciformis (worm pipefish), 7638 nucleotides. NCBI's taxonomy places the organism in Eukaryota, Metazoa, Chordata, Actinopteri, Syngnathiformes, Syngnathidae. The record is from RefSeq and is a predicted model, not a curated record.